Cajanus cajan (pigeon pea) is the source of this 512-nucleotide messenger RNA. The record is from RefSeq and is a predicted model, not a curated record. NCBI's taxonomy places the organism in Eukaryota, Viridiplantae, Streptophyta, Magnoliopsida, Fabales, Fabaceae.
CCCUAAUGUUUGUCUCAGAGUCCUUUGAGUCAGCUAGAACAGUUUCAGUGAAUGCAACAUCAAAAUCAAAGGUUGGGAAAUCAACUGCCAAUGGUGUUUCAAAACAUGGAAAUAGAGCUGUAUCUUCGAGAGCCGUGGCAACAAAGGGCGUCAAGUCUGAAUUAAUAUCUGUUCAUGAUAUAGCGGUCCAGUCUCAAGCCUUGUUAAAUAUCAAGGAUUCUAAUAAGGAAGAUAGAGAGAGAAUGGUGGUUCGAAGGUUUAAGUUUGAGGACCCACGUAUUGAGCAGAUUCAAGAUCUUGAGAAUGAUAUGAUGAAGUACUUCAGAGAGGAUUUACAUCGGAGACUCUUAAGUGCAGAUUUUAAGAAGCAAGUUGAUGGACUUGAAAUGCUGCAGAAGGCACUUCCAUCCAUUGCUAAGGAAGUUAUAGAAGUUUUGGACAUUCUUCUGAGGUGGUUUGUGUUGCAGUUCUGCAAAUCGAACACAACAUGUCUAUUGAAGGUUCUUAAUUAA